UCUAGCUGCAUUUUGAUCCCAUGGCUAGUCACAAAGUUCUUAGUGUUCUUUUCUUUGUGUCAUUGGGUUUAGUUAUUUGUUCUGCGACUAGAGCCCUCCUCACCCUUGAUGGUGGAAAUGUCCAUGUCGGCUAUGGUGCCGUAGGAGAACGAGGUGUUGCUGGCUAUGGAGGUGGUGCUGGUGGUGGAGAAGGUGGUGGUGCAGGAUAUGGGGCUGCAGGCGGAAUUGGUGGUGGUGGCGGUGGUGGUAGUGGAGGUGGAGGUGGAGGAGGAGCUGCUGGAUAUGGUGGUGCUGGAUAUGGAAGUGGCAGUGGAGAAGGAGGUGGUGCUGGAUAUGGUGCUGGUGGAGCACACGGUGGUGGAGGCGGUGGAGGAAGCGGUGGCGGUGGUGGUGCUGGUGGUGCAGGAGGUGCUGGUUAUGGAAGCGGAGCAGGAAGCGGUGCUGGUAGCGGCUAUGGUGCUGGGGGAGACCAUGGUGCGGGUGGAGGAGGCGGCGGUGGGAGUGGUGGUGGUGGCGGUGGAGGUGCUGGUGCAGGAGGAGCACAUGGAGGUGGGUAUGGUAGUGGUGAAGGAGCUGGUGGAGGCUAUGGUGGUGGAGCUGCUGCUGGUCAUGUUGGUGGUGGCGGCGGCGGCUCUGGUGGUGGCGGUGGCGGUGGUGCAGGGGGUGCAAAUGGUGGAUAUGGAGCAGGUAGUGGGAGUGGAGAGGGUGGUGGACAUGGUGGCUACAUCCCUUAAAAAUUCCUUGUCACUACAUAAUUUGCUAAGACGAAUUAAUGUGUCUUCUUACGUUCUCUAAUAUGAGCAAAAAAUAAGAUUAGUAUUGAUAAGAGGAUGCUUAUAAUAUCUAAGUAUUGUAUGAAUGCCAGAGAGAUGCACUCAAAGGCUGUAUCUAAUUCUAAUCAUGAAUAUGCAGUCUUCUUUUUUUC
Corylus avellana is the source of this 925-nucleotide messenger RNA. Lineage: Eukaryota; Viridiplantae; Streptophyta; Magnoliopsida; Fagales; Betulaceae. The record is from RefSeq and is a predicted model, not a curated record.